AUGGAGUACCUGCUAGUGUGGCUCGGCUUUUCGCUCGCCUUGGCGGAAUUCACACCCCUGUCUUCUGUGCGCUCCGAAGGUGCUUGUGUCUUCCAGGGCUCAUCAUUCUUGGAUAACACCAUUUGGAAGCCUGAUUCAUGUCAGGAUUGUCGUUGCCAUGGUGACAUUGUUGUUUGCAGGCCUGUUGUUUGCAAAAACCCUCAGUGUGACUUUGAGAAGGGAGAAGUGUUUCGAAUAGCUGCCAACCAGUGCUGCCCAGAAUGUGUCUUGAGAACCAAAGGAUUGUGCCACCAUGAAGGGAAGACCCAUGGGCAUGGGACAGAGUGGACAACUGCUCCAUGUACCAUCUGCUCUUGUAGUCAUGGAGAAGUUAGAUGCACCCCUAAGCCAUGCCCACACCUUUCAUGUGGGCCCCAAGAACUGGAAUCCAUCCCUGAAAAUGCCUGCUGUCCAAAAUGUGUGGGCCCUGGCAAACCCUGUUCCUUGGAUGGUCGUUUGCUUCUGGAUGGUGAGGAAUGGCAGCUGAACAAGUGUUCUAAAUGCACAUGCAGAAACGGGACUCCUCAGUGCUUCACUGUUCAAUGUCAGCCGCUGCUCUGUGGCCAGGAUGAAGAAGUAGUUCGCUUCCCUGGGAAAUGUUGUCCGCAGUGUCUUCCCAGAUCUUGCUCUUCAGCUGGGAAAAUCUACCAGCAUGGUGAGCAGUGGACUGAAAAUGCUUGUACUACAUGUGUAUGUGACAAAGGAGAGACCAGAUGCCAUAAACACGAGUGUCCUCCACUCACUUGUGAAAAGGGUCAGCACAAAGUACAUCAUCCCAAAGAGUGCUGUGACAAAUGCAUGUCAUCCACAGGAAACUGCUUGUCUGGUGGGAUUCUUAGGUAUCAUGAUGAAAUGUGGAAGAGCUCUCCUUGUGAAUUUUGCACAUGCAAACGAGGUCAGGUUACUUGCCACAUUGGAGAGUGUGCCACUGUGAAGUGUACCCAGGAUGAAGAAUUAAUUCACUUGGAGGGAAAAUGCUGUCCUGAGUGUGUUUCAAGACGUCAGCAUUGUCUUUAUGAAGAACAUAUAAAAUAUGAGGGAGAAAGGUGGAAUGAUGGUCCUUGCAAAAUGUGUGAAUGCCAAGAUGCCCAAGUAAUUUGUUAUCAACCCUCCUGCCUCCUUUGUCCAGUGGGUACCUUGGCAAUAGAAAUGAUGGGACAGUGCUGCCCAGCUUGCAAACCAGUCCCUUGCCACCCAGACUGCCUUACUUGUUCUGAGUCUCCAGACCACUGUGACCUCUGCCAAGAUCCUGCGAAGAAUCUGCAGAAUGGUCGUUGUGUGUAUAGCUGUGACCCAGGAUUCUUCCAGAGUGGUGGUCUUUGUUUAGCCUGCCAGCAGGAGUGUGCCACAUGUACCAAUGGCUUUGAAUGCUCCUCGUGCCAGCCAUCCCUGCUGAUGAAAGAAAGGCAAUGUGUGGCUGCCUGUGGGAGAGGAUUCUAUCAGGAUCAUCACCAGUGUUUAGGUUGCCAUAAGUCCUGUGCCACGUGCUGGGGGCCAACUGAGAAGAAUUGCUUGUCAUGCACAAAUCAGUUCCAAAUGCUCAGAGAAGGUUCUUGUGAGGGUGGCUGCAGACAGGAGGAGCUUUACAAUGAGAGUGGAAUCUGUGAUGCUUGUGACCCAUCCUGUGAGACCUGUGGUCCAGACAGUCCUCGCUGUCUGAUGUGUGCUAAGAAUACCGUCUGGCAUGAUGGCAGAUGCCUCUCAGCAUGCCCUCCCAGGCACUAUCCUGACACCACUGGCAGAUGUUCAGGUUGCCAUGUUUCAUGUGCCAGCUGUGAUGGCCCCUCAGCUUUCCACUGUACUGCCUGUCCUCAUUCUCGGGUGUUGCACCAAAACCAGUGUCUCUCCAACUGUGGACAGAGUUUUUAUUCUGAACAUGGUAUCUGCAAAGCUUGUCAUCCCUCAUGCCUGAAUUGUGUUGGUCCAGAACCUUCCAAUUGUACCCAGUGUAGGAAAGUAGAAGAAGGGGUGCAGCCUGGAGUGUUAUCUGGAGAAAUCCUAUCUGGUGUAUGUGUGUCCCAGUGCAAAGCCCAUUUUUACUUGGAGAAUACUGGACUCUGUGAAGCUUGCCAUGAUUCCUGUUUGGGGUGUCAAGGGAAGAACCUAGACAAUUGCACAUCCUGCAUACCUUCCCAAGUCCUCUUGGAUGGCCAUUGCUUUCCUAAAUGUCCAGAUGGAUUUUUCAACCUGGAGGGUAUCUGCUCUAUGUGCCAUCCCUCAUGCAGACAGUGCUAUGGUCCUACUGACUCCGAUUGCAUCAGUUGCCAUCCCUAUGCCCUUCUUGUGAGUGGAACCUGCAGGGCCAGCUGUAAAGAGGAACAGUACCUGAACCUUGUGGGCUAUUGUGUGGAUUGCCACCCCCUGUGCCAACAAUGUGUAGCUGACCUCCAUAACACUGGCAACAUCUGUCUCAGCUGUCAGAACGCCCUUUACUUGCUGCUAGGGGACCACUGUGUUCCCAGUUGCCCCAUGGGAUUCUAUGCAGAGAAUGGAGCUUGUAAACAGUGUCACUUAUCCUGCAAAACCUGUCAUGGUCCUGGACCCUUCUCCUGCUCCUCAUGUGAUGCCAACCUUGUCCUGUCACACAACGGCUUGUGCACCAGCACCUGCUUCCCAGGGCACUAUCUUGAUGAAAAUAAUGCAUGCCAACCAUGCAAUGUCCAGUGCUGGAGCUGUGAUUCUCCAUCAAGAUGUACCUCUUGCAGGGACCCAGCUAAGGUCCUUCUCUUCGGAGAAUGUCAGUACGAGAGCUGUGCCCAGCAGUACUACCUUGACUUGUCCACCAAGGCAUGCAAAGAAUGUGAUUGGAGCUGCAAUUCGUGCCAGGGUCCACUGAGUACAGACUGCCUUCAGUGCAUGGAUGGUUAUGUGCUCCAGAACAGCAUUUGUGUGGAACAGUGUUCUCUUUCCUAUUACAGGGACUUAGACCAUUGCAAGAGCUGUGAUGAUCAUUGUCUCCAGUGUCUGGGUCCCCACGAAUGCACUCACUGUGAAGUACCAUUUUUCCUUUUUGAAUCCCGGUGUAUCCAGAAAUGUGGCCAGCGAUAUUAUGCAGACAGCAGGACACAGAGAUGCACAGCUUGUCCCCCAGGGUGUUUGGAGUGUAGCCAUGAGGAACACUGCCAUCUCUGUGACUAUGGCAUGUCUCUCAAGAAUGGGCUUUGUGUUUCCAGCUGUGGUCCUGGCUUUUCUGGCUACCUCCAGAAUGGAACGUGUCAUGGUAGCUCCUAUAUUCAUAUCCUUCAGGCAAAUGCUUCCCUUGCAGUGGGAAUUGGCUCUGUGCGACCCCUGGAUUUCUCCUUGCUGAAUAGCCAUGAUUUAGAAGGCAGAGUCACAGACCUCCUAUUCCAUGUUGUCAGCAUCCCUACCAAUGGCCAUUUGGUGCUCCUGGUAAAUGGAAAAGAGGUCCCUUUGGGGGUCACUGACCAUUUUAAUUGGGAUGAUCUGAAAGAGAAGAGAGUACGUUUUUUGCACAGUAAAGACAAGCCCAGGAAAGGCCAUUUUUCCCUGAAAGUGAGUGACCAGCAAUUCUUCUCUGAACCACAACUAAUCAGUGUCCAAGCAUUUUCCACACAGGCCCCUUAUCUACUAAAGAAUGAAGCUCUUCAUAUUAAUAGAGGUGGAAGUGCUGCCAUCACCACCCAACUGCUGGACAUCCGAGAUGACGACAACCCACAAGGUGUGGUGGUGGAGGUGGUAAAUGCCCCCCAUUAUGGCCAGCUCCUCCAGCCUCUGCGUGACCCAGGUGCCCCUGUCCAUCAGUUCCGGUUGGAUGACCUGGCCAGAGGCCUUCUCUACUAUGCACAUGAUGGCUCAGCCAGUACUUCUGAUGCCAUUUUCCUGCAGGCCAGUGAUGGAUACUCCUUCCAAAAUAUACUGUUUAAAGUACAGAUCAUGCCUAAGCCAGGACUUGUUGACUUUCAACUGGAAUUAAACUCUCUCCAGAAGACAGGAAGAGAAAGCCAGUUAUCUACUCACCCAAGUUUCCUCCAAGAGACUGAAGGAGACCUUCAACUGGUGGCUAACUCAUUGGUGUGGGUCCCUGAAGGAGGAAUGCUGCCAAUCACCAACAGGAUCUUAAGGGCUGAAGUACUUGGUGCCAGUGACUCAGAAAUCAUCUACACAAUUUCUCAGGACCACCCAAGAUUUGGGGAGGUAGUUCUUUUGAUGAACAUGCCUGCAGGCAGUCCAGUGGAUGGGAAGCAUCACUUGCCUGAUGGAAGAAUGGCAACACCCACCAACACUUUCACACAGCAAGAUAUCAAUGAAGGCAUUGUGUGGUACAAGCAUUUGGGUUCCCAGGCACAAAGUGAUUCCUUCAACUUUCAGGUGUCCAGUGCAGCUGCCCCCCAGGCCCAUCUGGAGAACCAAGUAUUCAACAUUGCUGUCCUGCCCAAAACUCCUGAGCCUCUGAAGCUUUUCCUUGGAGCCAAUCUGCAUAUGACUGCUCAGGAGGAUCGACUGAAUGUAAUACAGCCUCGUCAUCUUUCUUUUGUUGAUUCCAAGAGUCCAAGUGGAAAGAUUGUGUACAAUAUCACUGCUCCUUUGCUUCCUAACCAAGGUAUCAUCGAACACCAAGACAGGCCUCAUUUCCCCAUUCAGCAUUUCACGCAGACAGAUGUUAACCAAGGAAAAAUUGUGUAUCGACCUCCCACUGCAGCACCCCAUCUCCAAGAGAUCACAGCAUUCUCCUUUGCUGGUCUUCCAGAAUCCGUGAACUUCUGCUUCACAGUUUCAGAUGGAGAGCACACAACAGAAGAAAUGAUGUUUACCAUCCACUUACUUCCCCUUCAUCAGCAACCCCCCCAGUUCCAGAUCACAGUUCCAUUUCUUGAGGUCAGCCGAGGAGGCCAAGCUAAUGUUGGGAUUCAUUUGGCAAUGAGCGACACCAACACUGCUCCUGAAGACCUUUCUUUUGAGCUAGUGAAGUCUCCCUUGCAUGGUGCACUUGUCAAGAAAACAGCUGACUUCCAAGGGCACAUGAAUACAGGAGACCCUUUCACCUAUAAAGACAUCACCCAGAAUGCACUCAAGUAUGUUCAUGAUGGCUCAUCAGCCACAGAAGACAGCAUGGAGAUCUCUGUCACGGAUGGCAUUGCCACAGCAACCACACUGGUGAAUGUGGAGGUGUCGUGGGCUGACCGCAGCGGUCCCCGGCUGGCCUCGGGUUCCUUGCUGACUGCCACUCUUCCCAGCAAAAGUUCCAUCACUCUCACCAGAUCACACUUGGCUUAUGUGGAUAAUUCUUCCCCUGACUCCAAGAUAUGGAUUCAUUUACUUUCUUUACCCAUGUAUGGGACUCUCACAAGAACAUCGGGGAUAGUGGUAGAAGAGCUCUCAGUGAUUUCUAACUUCACAAUGGAAGACAUCAACAACCAGAAAAUCAGGUACUCGAGUUUAUUUGAGACCGACAGUCAUCCAGUUGCUGAUAUUUUCCAUUUCUCUGUCUCUGAUGCUGACAACAACAAACUAAACAAUCAGAAAUUUACCAUCAUUAUCACACCUGUCCAGAAUCUGCCUCCUGUUUUCACUUUUGCUGACCUUAUCACGGUUGAUGAAGGAGGGAGAGCACCGCUCACAUUUCACCAUUUCCUGGCUGUGGAUCCUGGAAACCUCCAGAGAGAUGCAGAAGUAAAAAUAAGCACUUUGCCUACAUAUGGCUUCAUUGAGAAUACCAGGACAGGUAGCCGUUUUGGCCCCAGAGGCAGCAGUGACUUGGAGGCAUCCUUCCCCUUUCAGGAUAUUCUAGAAAACCACAUCUACUAUUUUCAGAGUGUUCAUGAGAGCAUUGAGCCAACCAGUGAUGUCUUCAGUUUCUAUGUGAGUGAUGGAUCUGGUCGUUCAGAGAUUUACAGCAUCAACGUCACCAUUGAGAAGAGAAAUGAUGAGUCUCCCAAGAUGAACAUCCAGCCCAUCAGGGUGCAGGAGCGCACAGGAGUGGUCAUCAGAAAUACAUCUUUGAGUCUGCAGGACCUGGACACUCCAGAUAAUGAACUGGUUUUUGUACUCACGAAAAAGCCUGACCAUGGUUAUCUCCAUAGAAGACAGCUUUCUUCAGAGCCUCUGCAGAAUGGCCGGAUCUUGUUCCAGGGCUCCUCCUUCACUUACCAGGAUAUCUUGGAUGGCUUGAUUGUAUACACCCCCGGUGGUCCUGGUGUGACUGUAGAUGAGUUCCGUUUUUCCCUCACAGAUGGUCUCUACACUGAGACAGGGAGGGUAGAGCUGUCCGUGGAGCUCCCCAAGAGUGAGCUUCCCCAACUAGCUGUGAACCGAGGCCUGCAGCUGUCAGCAGGUUCUGUAGCCCGGAUCACAGACCAGCAUUUAAAAGUGACAGGCACCAACCUGGAUGACCUAAAGGUUAUGUACGUCAUGAAGAAAGAUCCCAGUGUGGGGCGCUUACAAUUGGCGAGGAGUGACAAUCUGGAGCAAAUCUCUGUUAAGGGACCUGUCAAGAGUUUCACCCAAGAGGACAUCAGCCAAGGAUGGGUCGAAUACAGACAUGAGAAGGGAGAAUCUGGUGGCAGUUUUGCUUUUAAAUUUGACGUGGUCGAUGCUGAAGGCAACAAACUGACUGACCAGUCAUUCUCCAUCAGUGUCCUAGAAGACAGAUUCCCUCCCACCAUCAUAGUUAACAAAGGACUGAUCUUGGAUGAAAACUCAGUGAAGAAAAUCACAACUCUGCAGCUGUCAGCCACUGACCAGGACAGUGAGCCUGGGGACUUAACCUACAGGAUCACGAAGCAGCCCCAGCUAGGAUACUUGGAACAUGCAGCAUCACCAGGCAUCCAGAUUAGCUCCUUCACUCAAGCUGACCUUACUGCUCAAAGUGUCCAGUACAUCCACACAAGUGAGGUGGAAAAACACAGUGAUGCCUUUACUUUCACAAUCUCUGAUGGAACCAACCUCGUAAGUCAAACCUUUCACAUCACUAUCAACCCUGUGGAUGACUCAUUACCCAUUGUCCAAAACACAGGAAUUCGAGUACAGGAAGGAGUGAGGAAAACAAUCACAGAGUUUGAGCUUAAAGCUGUUGAUGCUGACACAGAGGCAGAAUCUGUGACAUUUACUAUAGUUCAGCCACCACGACAUGGCACUAUUGAGCGCACCAGCAAUGGGCAACACUAUCGCCAGACCUCCACAUUCACCAUGGAAGAUAUCUACCAGAACAAAGUCAGCUACAGCCAUGAUGGCAGUAACUCCCUCAAAGACCGUUUUACCUUCACUGUUUCUGAUGGGACAAACCCCUUCUUCAUUGUUGAGGAAGGAGGGAAAGAGAUUGUGACAGCAGCGCCCCAGCGGUUUAGAGUGGACAUCCUUCCAGUGGAUGAUGGGACUCCAAGAAUUGUCACCAACUUGGGCUUGCAGUGGCUGGAGUAUAUGGAUGGACAGGCAACCAACUUGAUCAGCAAGAAGGAACUACUGACCACAGACCCAGAUACAGAAGCCAAACACCUUGUGUACGAGAUAACAACUGGGCCCAGAAAUGGCUACGUGGAAAACAAGCUUCACCCUGGCCAAGCUACCACAGUUUUUACCCAGGAGGAGGUGAACUUGGGUUUGAUACGUUAUGUAUUAGAUGAAGAGAAGAUCCACGAGAUGAUGGACAGCUUUCAAUUCCUAGUGAAAGACAGCAAACCCAAUGUGGUCAGUGACAAUGUCUUCCAUAUCCAGUGGUCUCUGAUCAGCUUUAAACAUACAAGUUACAACGUCAGUGAGAAGGCUGGCUCUGUCAGUGUCACCGUGAAGAGAACCGGGAACCUCAACCAAUAUGCCAUCGUCCUGUGUCGCACUGAGCAGGGGACAGCCAUCUCCAGUUCCAACUUGGGCUCUAAGCACAGACACCAAGACUAUGUGGAAUACGCAGGCCAGGUACAGUUUGAUGAACGAGAAGAUACAAAAUCCUGCACCAUUGUCAUUAAUGAUGAUGACAUAUUCGAGAACAUCGAAAGCUUCACUGUGGAGCUCAGUAUGCCAGCUUAUGCCUUGCUGGGGGAAUUCACCCAGGCCAAGGUCAUCAUCAAUGACACUGAGGAUGAACCUACAUUACAGUUUGAUAAGAAGAUCUACCAUGUCAAUGAGAGUGCUGGAUUCCUGUUUGCACCCAUCGAAAGAAAAGGAGACUCCAGCAGUAUGAUAUCUGCCAUUUGCUACACCAUUCCUAAAUCAGCCAGGGGAAGCAGUCUCUAUGCUCUAGAAUCAGGAUCUGAUUUUAAAUCAAGGGGAAUGUCACCUGAAAAUCGUGUGCUAUUUGGACCCGGCGUCACCACGUCCACCUGCGAUGUCAUGCUGAUCGAUGACAGCGAAUAUGAGGAAGAAGAGGAGUUUGAGAUUGCCCUGGCAGGUGCUUCUGACAACGCUCGCAUUGGGAGUGUGGCUUCAGCCAAGGUGCUCAUUGGCGGCCCCAAUGACGCCUCCACAGUGUCCCUGGGCAGCACCACGUAUACUGUCAGUGAAGACGCAGGCACAGUGGAGAUCCCUGUCAUCCGGCAUGGUACUGAUCUUUCUACUUUUACGUCAGUGUGGUGUGCAACUCGUCCUUCUGACCCACCCUCUGCUACUCCAGGAGUUGACUAUAUUCCUAGUUCUAAAAAGGUGGAAUUUCGGCCUGGGGACACGGAACAGCACUGCACACUGGUCAUCUUGGACGAUACUCAGUAUCCUGCGAUAGAGGGAUUGGAAACAUUUGUGGUUUUCUUGAGCUCAGCACAAGGGGCAGAGAUGACCAAACCUUUCCAAGCCAUCAUCGCCAUCAAUGACACAUUUCAGGAUGUGCCCAGCAUGCAGUUUGGGAAGGAUUUGUACCUCGUGAAGGAAAAAGAUGGCAUCCUACACAUUCCCAUCAUUCGAAGUGGGGACCUGAGCUAUGAGUCCUCAGUGAGGUGUUAUAGCCAAAGCCAGACAGCCCAAGUCAUGGAGGACUUUGAGGAGAGAAGGAAUUCCGAUGAUUCACGUAUCACCUUUCUGAAAGGGGAGAAGGUGAAGAACUGCACCAUCUAUAUCAAUGAUGACUCCAUUUUCGAACCAGAGGAACAGUUCAGGAUCUACCUUGGCCAUCCUCUUGGAAACCACUGGAGUGGAGCAAGAAUUGGGAAGAGCAACAUGGCCACCAUCACCAUAUCCAAUGAUGAAGAUGGUGUGGACCACAUCCUUUUUAAAGUUGAGAUUCUGUCCAAUGAAGAUCGAGAAUGGCAUGAAUCCUUCUCCCUGGUCCUCGGUCCUGAUGAUCCUGUGGAAGCAGUCCUUGGAGAUGUGACCACUGCAACAGUGACCAUCCUGGACCAGGAGGCUGCAGGGAGUCUCAUAUUGCCAGCACCACCCAUUGUGGUCAUGCUCGCCGACUAUGACCACUUGGAGGAAGUGACCAAGGAAGGGGUCAGAAAGUCUCCCUCCCCGGGCUACCCGCUGGUCUGCGUCACUCCUUGUGACCCUCACUUCCCCAAGUACUCCGUUAUGAAGGAGCGCUGCCUCGAGGCAGGCAUCAAUCAGAGCUCCGUGCGCUUUAGCUGGGAAGUCGCGACGCCCACGGAUGGCAACGGGGCACGAUCUCCCUUUGAGACCAUCACUGACAACACACCCUUCACCAGCGUCAACCACAUGGUACUGGAUAGCAUCUAUUUCAGCCGGCGGUUCCAUGUGCGAUGUGUGGCAAAGGCUAUGGACAAAGCGGGGCACUUGGGGACCCCCCUGCGAAGUAAUAUUGUUAUCAUUGGGACAGACAGUGCUAUCUGUCACACGCCUGUUGUGGCUGGGACCGCCAGAGGCUUCCAGGCUCAGUCCUUCAUUGCUACCUUGAAAUACCUUGAUGUCAAACACAAGGAACAUCCUAACAGAAUUCACAUCUCAGUACAGAUCCCACACCAGGAUGGUAUGCUGCCUCUUAUCUCAACAAUGCCAUUACACAAUGUGCAUUUUCUUUUAUCGGAGUCCAUCUACAGACAUCAGCAUGUCUGCUCCAAUCUCAUCACUGUAGGAGAUCUGAAAGGUAUCUCAGAAGCAGGAUUCUUGGAUGAAGUCAUCUAUGACAACAUUGCCCUGGGCCCGGGCUAUGACCGUCCUUACCAGUUUGAUCCCACCGUGAGGGAGGCCAAGACCAUCCAGCUUUAUAAACAUUUGAAUCUGAAAAGCUGCACUUGGACGUUUGAUGCUUAUUAUGACAUGACUGAAUUAAUUGAUGUCUGUGGGGGAUCCGUAACUGCCGACUUCCAGGUGAGAGACUCUGCUCAGUCAUUCCUGACAGUCCAUGUUCCCCUCUAUGUGUCCUACAUCUACGUGACAGCCCCCAGGGGCUGGGCCUCCCUUGACCACCACACAGAGAUGGAGUUCUCUUUCUUCUAUGACACUGUUCUCUGGAGAACAGGAAUUCAGACAGAAAGUGUGCUCUCAGCAAGACUUCAAAUAAUAAGGAUCUACAUUCGAGAAGAUGGUCGUCUGGUCAUUGAAUUCAAAACCCACGCCAAAUUCAGAGGAUACUUUGUCAUGGAACACCACACUCUCCCAGAUGUGAAGUCUUUCAUAAUGACUCCAGACCACCUUGGAGGAAUUGAGUUUGAUCUACAACUUCUGUGGAGUGCCCAGACUUUUGAUUCACCAUAUCAGCUUUGGAGAGCAACGAGUUCUUACAACAGGAAGGACUACUCAGGGGAGUACACAAUCUAUUUAAUCCCUUGUACCGUGCAGCCCACACAGCCUUGGAUUGACCUCAGAGACAAGCCACUGCCCUGCACAGCCCAUGCUCCAGAAAGAUUUUUGAUACCUAUUGCAUUCCAGCAGACUAACCGCCCAGUGCCAGUUGUCUAUUCACUCAACACUGAAUUUCAGCUAUGCAACAAUGAAAAAGUGUUUCUGAUGGACCCAAGCACCUCUGACAUGUCGCUGGCAGAAAUGGAUUACAAAGGGGCUUUUUCAAAGGGUCAGAUCCUCUAUGGCCGUGUACUUUGGAAUCCUGAGCAGAACCUGAACUCGGCUUACAAAUUGCAGCUGGAAAAAGUCUACCUCUGUACUGGCAAAGAUGGCUAUGUGCCUUUCUUUGACCCCACUGGGACAAUAUACAAUGAAGGGCCACAAUAUGGAUGUAUUCAACCUAAUAAGCACUUAAAGCACAGAUUCCUGUUGCUGGAUCGAAGCCAGCCAGAAGUCAUUGAUAAAUACUUCCAUGAUGUGCCUUUUGAUGCCCACUUUGCUUCUGAUUUAUCUGAUUUCCAUGUGGUCAGUAACAUGCCAGGUGUGGAUGGAUUUACUCUGAAAGUAGAUGCACUUUAUAAGGUGGAAGCAGGACACCAGUGGUACCUCCAAGUGAUCUAUAUCAUUGGCCCUGACACCAUCUCUGGGCCACGAGUGCAGCGUUCUCUCACAUCUCAUGUGAGGCGCAGCCGCAGAGACUUCGUGGACCACACAGGCCGACUGACCCUUGACGAUUCCCUCAUCUAUGACAAUGAAGGGGACCAAAUCAAGAAUGGCACCAACAUGAAGUCAUUGAACCUGGAGAUGCAGGAAUCAGUUGUGGCUGCUUCUUUGUCCCAGACUGGAGCAUCGAUCGGGAGUGCUCUGGCUGCUGUCAUGUUACUCCUGUUAGUGCUCUUGGUGGCUUAUUUCAUCACCAGAAAAUGCCAAAAACAAAACAAGAAGAGAGCUACAGAGGACAUAUUGGAGGAAUACCCUCUGAACACCAAGAUAGACAUACCCAAGAGAAAUCCAGACAGGCUGGAGAAGAACAUGAAUAGACAGUAUUGUACUGUGCGAAACAUCAAUCUGUUGAAUGAGAAUGAGGGGCCCUACAAAUUCAAAGGUGCUACAGUCAAAAGGGUGAACCUGGAAGUCAAAGUUCAUAACAAUUUACAAGAUGGAACUGAAGUUUGAUGGCAGUGACCCAUCUGUAUUUUUUCUAAAAGUCUUUUUAUAAAUGGUAAAUAAUAAUAAAAAGGUUGCUGGUAUUUUUAUAAUC
Messenger RNA from Gracilinanus agilis (Agile Gracile Mouse Opossum), 11980 nucleotides. RefSeq names its product Fraser extracellular matrix complex subunit 1 (gene FRAS1). Gene Ontology annotation, cellular component: membrane. Gene Ontology annotation, biological process: cell communication. NCBI's taxonomy places the organism in Eukaryota, Metazoa, Chordata, Mammalia, Didelphimorphia, Didelphidae. The coding region runs from base 1 to 11895 and encodes 3964 amino acids. Gene Ontology annotation, molecular function: protein binding. The record is from RefSeq and is a predicted model, not a curated record. The transcript is spliced from 73 exons.